AUGGAUGUCAAGAUGACAUUUCUGAAUGGAGAUCUCAAGAAGGAGGUCUCUAUGAAACAUUCAGAAAGAUACAUACAGAAAGAGAGACAGAGAAAGAAAGAGAUAAGAGAGUCGGAGAAGAAGAGCAUGGAUAUAGAUCAAACCCCAGAAACAGAAACAUUGGAGAAUUGCCCUAGCAUGAAGUUGGACGAUGAUGGCGGCGUCAAACGAACUGGUACUUUGGUGACUGCAAGUGCACAUAUCAUAACUGCGGUUAUUGGAUCAGGCGUGCUGUCACUGGCUUGGGCCAUAGCACAACUCGGGUGGGUAGCUGGCGUGGCAUUUCUUCUCAUGUUUUCUUUCAUAACCUACACGACGUCCACCCUACUAGCCGACAGUUAUCGCUCUACCUAUCAACCCAUCAAAGGCAACGGAAACUGCACUUACAUGGACGUUGUUAAGUCUCGUUUAGGAGGUAGGAAAGCUCAGCUUUGUGGAUUAGCCCAGUAUGGUAAUCUCAUCGGGAUUACAAUUGGAUACACUAUAACUGCUUCCAUUAGUAUGGUGGCGGUUUUGAGGUCAAAUUGUUUCCACAAACAUGGCCAUCUUGUCAAGUGUUCGAUAUCCUACUAUCCAUGUAUGAUAAUAUUUGCAGUAAUUCAGAUAAUUCUUAGCCAAAUACAAAAUUUCCAUGAGCUGUCAUGGCUAUCUAUUGCAGCAGCAGUCAUGUCUUUCAGUUAUUCUUCUAUUGGCAUCGGCCUCUCCAUGGCUCAGGUUAUAGGUGGUGGGCAUGCUCGGACAAGCCUAACUGGUGUAACAAUUGGGGUGGACGUGUCCAGUUCGGAGAAGAUCUGGAAAUGCUUCCAAGCCAUCGGGGAUAUAGCCUUUGCAUAUGCCUAUUCUACUGACACGGUUAUGUCCCCGCCCCCAGAGAAGAAGGUAAUGAAAAAGACCUUAUUGAUAGGUUUGUCCACCGCAACCACAAUAUACGCCCUUUGUGGUUGCAUAGGCUAUGCUGCAUUUGGGAAUAAAGCUCCCGGAAAUUUCCUCACCGGAUUCGGAUUUUACGAACCCUUCUGGUUGAUUGACUUUGCCUAUGUCUGCAUUACUAUCCACUUAAUUUGUGCUUACCAGCACUUUGCCCAGCCAAUAUUUGGUUACGUUGAGAAACGUUGCAGCCAGAAAUGGCCGGAAAACAAUUUCAUCAAGACCGAACAUGGCAUCAACGUUCCAGUAUGUGGCACUUGGAACAUUAACUUGUUCAGACUGGUAUGGAGAACAGCUUACGUCAUAGUAACAGCAGUGAUAGCGAUGAUAUUUCCAUUCUUCAACGAGUUCUUAGGUCUGAUUGGCGCUAUCUCAUUUUACCCAUUAACGGUGUAUUUUCCCAUAGAGAUGCACAUUAAACAGCCCAAAAUUCCCAAGUAUUCCUUUAAAUGGAUAUGGCUUCAAAUACUGAGCUGGGCUUGUCUGUUUGUAUCACUAGCUGCUGCUGCUGGAUCCAUACAAGGGCUUAUCAAGGAGGUCAAGACGUACAAGCCCUUCAAAAUCAAUAUGUUUACUACUUAA
Olea europaea var. sylvestris is the source of this 1548-nucleotide messenger RNA. RefSeq names its product amino acid permease 6-like. Gene Ontology annotation, cellular component: plasma membrane. The record is from RefSeq and is a predicted model, not a curated record. Lineage: Eukaryota; Viridiplantae; Streptophyta; Magnoliopsida; Lamiales; Oleaceae. The coding region runs from base 1 to 1548 and encodes 515 amino acids. The transcript is spliced from 8 exons.